CAAUACCAAUAGUGCUUGGCCCAACGGCAUUACCAAAUCCAAAAUAUUGCAAAGGUGCAAGUGUAUAUGUUGUCCGAAAUGAAGUUAAUUUUUGUUAUUGCUUGUAUUUUCCAUGCAGUAUUUGCAAGAAAGCUGGAAUCCGAAGUUAUAGACGGAUGGGAGGCACUGGUUGCACCCUAUUUAGAUGAGUGCGUAAGGAUAACCGAGGUCGACCCUGAUGUUCCGAGGACGAUCUUCAGGAAUAACCACUUACCCAACGAAACGACCUUCCAUUGUUUCUUGCAUUGCGUGUUUCACAAGCAGGGAAUGAUAACUUCCGAAAAUUUGCUGGAUCAAACGCGAAUGUUGGAAGGAAUACCCUCACUGACGGCCGAAUUGGCGCAGACUUGUAUCGAGGGAACCAAAGGCGGAAAAGAGCUAUGCAAAAGAAUCUAUGAUUUGGUUGGAUGUAUUCUAAACGAUUAAAUAUCCUCAACGGUGAUAGUGAUUAGCAAUAAAACGUUGUGUUUUCAAAUAUAUAGCUAUACAAUAAUAAAACGAUUUUCCAUCCAU
Photinus pyralis (common eastern firefly) is the source of this 552-nucleotide messenger RNA. RefSeq lists its product as uncharacterized. The record is from RefSeq and is a predicted model, not a curated record. The coding region runs from base 67 to 465 and encodes 132 amino acids. Gene Ontology annotation, molecular function: odorant binding. The transcript is spliced from 2 exons. NCBI's taxonomy places the organism in Eukaryota, Metazoa, Arthropoda, Insecta, Coleoptera, Lampyridae.